Callorhinus ursinus (northern fur seal) is the source of this 1453-nucleotide messenger RNA. The record is from RefSeq and is a predicted model, not a curated record. Lineage: Eukaryota; Metazoa; Chordata; Mammalia; Carnivora; Otariidae.
GAGAUGGUCAGAAGAGUGGCAAGAGUGGAGGAGACGCUUCACCAUGGAAUAUGAAGUCAAGAAAGGGAAAAAGGGCUUUGUAUCCCCCAUCCGGAGGCUGGUGUUCCCCAAGGCUGGGCGCCGAGCUGCCUUUCGGACCAGUGUGAGUCGCCGGCCCCUGCACUCGAUGCCCCUUUUCCCCCCUGACUACCUCAUCGACCCUCAGAUUCUGCUGUGUGACUAUCUGGAGAAAGAGGUCAAGUUCCUGGGCCACCUCACCUGGGUUACCUCCUCACUGAACCCCUCCAGCCGCGACGAGCUCCUGCAGCUGCUGGACACGGCCAGGCAGUUGAAGGAGCUGCCGCUGAAGACCACAGCGGAGCAGGACAGCAUCCUGAGCCUGUCGGCCCGCUGCCUGCUGCUCACCUGGCGCGACAAUGAGGAGCUAAUCUUGCGUAUCCCCACGCACGAGAUCGCCGCCGCCUCCUACCUGCAGGACGACGCGCUGCACCUGCUGGUGCUUAAGACCGGUCUGGGCGUGGACCCGGUGCCAGCCGGCGUAGACGCCAGCCCCGGCGGCGCAGGGCGCGACCCGGGCCCGCCGGGCGCGGCGCCCGAGAAGCGGCGGGGGGGCACCACGGAGCGGCGCCACACCAUCUGCAGCCUGGACUGGCGGAUGGCGUGGGGCGGGGGCGCGGGCGCAGAGGCCCGGGCCGGGGGCAGCGGCGGCGGCAGCCUGGAGCGCCAGCGCGCCGGGGCGCGGGCGUCGGGCAGCUGGGAGCGGCGGCAGACGUUCAGCGGCAGCUGGGAGCGGAGGCACACCGGCGGCGGCGGCGGCGGCGCGGGCAAGCCGGGCGGCAGCUGGGAGCGGAGGCAGGCGGGCGGCGGCGGCGGCGGAAGCUGGGAGCGGCGCCACCCGGGCUCCAACCCGCUCGACCCGCAGGACCCCAGCCCCGACGCCUACUGCAAUCUUGUCAUCCUGGCUGUGGCCAACAGGGAUGCUGCCGAGGAGUCCUGUGCUCUCAUCUGUCAGGUCUUCCAGAUCAUCUACGGGGACCAGAGCAUUGAGUGCGUGGACCGGGCUGGCUACCACUACACGUCCACACCCGAGCGGCCGUGGCUCUGCAGCCGCACAAUGGCUCCCAGGAUACAUUUGAAGCGUGUUAUAGUGGCACAUCCACACCCUCCUUCCAUGGCUCCCACUGCAGCGGCAGUGACCACAGCGGCCUGGGCCUCGAGCAGUUGCAAGAUUACAUGGUCACGUUGCGGAGUAAACUGGGGCCCCCUGAGAUCCAGCAAUUUGCGGUGCUGCUGCGGGAGUACCGGCUGGGGCUGCCCAUCCAGGACUACUGCGCAGGUCUGCUGAAGCUCUAUGGAGACCGGCGCAAGUUCCUCCUCCUUGGGAUGCGGCCCUUCAUCCCGGACCAGGACAUCGGCUACUUCGAGGGCUUCCUGGAGGGGGUGGGCAUCCGCG